AGAGGGAGCCAGACUGUUCGAAUCCAAACCAAGCUGCGGCUGCCUGUUCCCCUAUAACAGCCACGGGUACUGUGUUCAGUCGAUGUGAGAGAACUGCCGAGGAGCAACCCAGUUCGAUCCACUGCACGGAUGAGGGAGCCGUAGCGGAAUACAAACACUAUUUUAUCGGUGUAAUUUACGCCAUUUGCUGUCAGUCGUGUUCAACGCGCUAGGUUAUCCACCGACACCGUACCGUCAUCGCGGGUCUUUCUUCCGAAGGGCUCGCCCUAUCUCCGGGAGUCUGAAUGGAGGCAGGAGCAGAAGGAGCGUUUGGGCUGUCCGAGGCCAGGGAAGGCAGCCCGGUAUCCGGCGCCACAGCAUCUGAUGAUGGGGACACUGUCAUUGGAGUCAGCUAUGGAGUCGACUCCGGUGACACGGAUGCAGCCAAGAAGGCCUUCAUUUCAGAGAUGCCCUCGUCCUCAGGUCAGGUCGGCGGGGGGAAGAAGAUGGGCCACAGAGGCGUGGACGCGUCGGGGGAGACCACCUACAAGAAGACCACGUCGUCUGCCCUGAAGGGGGCCAUCAUGCUGGGCAUCAACUACACCGUGGGCAACCUGAGCUCCAAGCCCGAGAGGGACGUGUUGAUGCAGGACUUCUACGUGGUGGAGAGCAUCUUCUUUCCCAGCGAAGGCAGCAACCUCACCCCGGCACACCACUUCCCAGACUUCCGCUUCAAGACCUACGCGCCCGUGGCCUUCCGCUACUUCAGGGAACUGUUUGGCAUCCGGCCGGACGACUACCUGUACUCGCUGUGCAACGAGUCCCUGAUCGAGCUGUCCAACCCUGGGGCCAGUGGCUCCGUGUUCUACCUGACCAAAGACGACGAGUUCAUCAUCAAGACGGUCAUGCACAAGGAGGCCGAGUUCCUGCAGAAGCUGCUGCCCGGAUACUACAUGAACCUGAACCAGAACCCGCGGACCCUGCUGCCCAAGUUCUUCGGCCUCUACUGCGUCCAGUCGGGGGGCAAGAACAUCCGCGUGGUGGUGAUGAACAACGUGCUGCCGCGCGUGGUGCGCAUGCACCUCAAGUACGACCUGAAGGGCUCCACCUACAAGCGCCGGGCGUCCAAGAAGGAGCGGGAGAAGGCCCGGCCCACCUUCAAGGACCUGGACUUCAUGCAGAACCUGGAGGAAGGCCUGAUGCUGGACCAGGACACCUACAGCGCCCUGGUCAAGACCCUGCAGAGGGACUGUCUGGUCCUGGAGAGCUUCAAGAUCAUGGACUACAGCCUGCUGCUCGGGGUCCACAACAUGGACCAGGCGGAGCGGGAGCGGCAGAUGGAGGGCUCCCAGGGGGACAGCGACAAGAAGAGGCCCAUGGCCCAGCAGAAGGCCCUGUACUCCACCGCCAUGGAGUCAAUCCAGGGGGGCGCGGCCCGCGGGGAGUCCAUCGACACCGACGACACGAUGGGGGGCAUCCCAGCCGUCAACGGGAAAGGGGAGCGACUCCUACUCUACAUCGGGAUCAUCGACAUCCUGCAGUCCUACAGGCUAAUCAAGAAACUGGAGCACACAUGGAAGGCUCUGGUCCACGAUGGGGACACAGUGUCGGUCCACCGGCCUGGCUUCUACGCAGACCGCUUCUUCAAGUUCAUGAGCUCCACGGUGUUCAGGAAGAGCUCCUGUGAGUUGGACCUUCAACCUCUAAAGUCCUCCCCGUCCAAGAAGGGCCGCGUGUCGCUGUCGGUGCCCAAGUACGCGGGCCCCGGGGCCGCCUGGUCCACCAGCCAGCUGGGCUCCGACCGCGACGAGAACAUCUACGACCUGAGAGGGGCCCGCAGCUUCCCCACGCUGGAGGACGAAGGGCGACCAGACAUGCUCCCCUGUACUCCUCCGUCGUUUGAGGAGGCCACCACCGCCUCCAUCGCCACCACCCUCUCCUCCACCACCUCCCUCUCCAUCCCCGAGAGAUCCCCCUCCGACACCUCAGAGCACCCCCGCUACAGGAGACACACCCAGUCUGUCAGCCACGACGGAAGGACCCAGGAAGAGCUGCGUGUGCGUGAGGAGGACCAGCAGACCAUCACGGUGGAGGUGGAGAUGAAGCGACACGACAGUGAGCCCACCAUCACCGCCCUCCAGCCAGACCCUGAGCCCAGUGACGGUCAGGAAGUAGACAGAGCCGCCGCCGCCGCCGCCUCUUCUACCAUCGGCCCUCCGGGGCCCGGGGCCUCGUCCUCCACCCCCCCUGCCGGCCCCUCCUCCCCCGGGGCCGCGCGGGCCGCCUCCCCCCUGGAGGGCCCCCCCGUGGUGGUGGUGGUGGUGGAGCCGGACCAGGCCAGCCUGAUGUCAGGCUCCGGCUGCACCAGCCAGGCCUCGCAGGACGACGACGACGACGUGCCAAUCACAGAUAUCUAUUUUCCUCCCGAGGACAAGACGUGGGUGUACUCUCCGCUGCACGUCGGCUCAGAGUCUAGCACCCUGCCAGAUGGGGAAGGGGAUAGUGAGACAAAGUAGACCCUCUCUGAGCGGAGAGGAGUGGACUAACGGGCUAUGACAGAAGCUCGGGCCCCACCGGCGGGUUCCCUGGACCCCGGUUAAACCCCGGUCCAGCGAAGGGCAGAGUGGGGGAGCUUCUGGGAUGACACCGGCGGCGGCACCGUCGCUUCGCCGCCGCCAAGCCCCCAGAGAUAUCGAUAAUAAUAAUAAUAAUAAUAUUCAUAAUAAUGAUGAUAAUGUUAAACGUGUAAGUAACAGGAUCCAGACACAUAGGGCUGUGUUCUGUCUCGUCCGUUGGCUCAAUCAACACACCCAGACGUCUCUGCCAGUCUCACAUUCCUUUAUCAGAUGUUAUCGGACGGUUUCAUGAUAUCACCUUAAUUUAUAUAUCGUCUUAUUGUGUGUUCUUUUUUUAUAUAAGCCCUCCGCCCCAGUCGUUUUACUACGGUGAAGAUCUAUUUAUUUGUGUUUGGUUGUUUGGGUGAAGGUUGUUUCCAGGCCUGGUGUUCAUUCACUGGGGGGCUUGUCUACCUUAUGUUUAAAGCGUUUUCAGUACCUGUAAAAACAUUUUUUAUUGCAUUUUUCAUAUUUAAGCGCAGUCGAGAAUCUUAAUUGUGUUGGUUUGUAUAUUCAUCUAAUAUUUAUGGGAUUGAAAAAUAAAAAAGGUUUUCCAAACACCUACUUUAAAAAAAUGAAAAACCCACUUCAGAAAGUAGACAUUGGCAAUCAAUUAUCAAUGAUCAUUGUCUUCCGAGGUGAACCUGUUUUCGGACUGAUUCAAACUUAUCAUUUUAACAUUUAAUUGGGUCCUGUAGUUGUCACUUUAUUGUGAAAUAUGAACAUCAUCUUCCCACAACUGCCUGUCCUCAAACCUCUUUGAGAAACACUAUAUCAGAUGGAUGACAUUUGAAAUAUUUCUAGAUUUAGCAAAACAGUUGUAGUAUUUUGGGUCAAUAUGUGCAGUGUGUGACUUGGUGAGCAAUAUGACGUUUGUGGAGAAUGUGAAUGUUUGCACUUGAGGUGGGGGGGGGGGGGGGGGGGGGGGGGUGGAGAGGACAUAUGAACUAGAGGCCAAAUGAUCCACGACAUCACUCGUUUUUACCACAGCCAUCUCAGUUUAUUUUCAGUUAUGGAAGAAAAGUUCUACUCGGCUGCUUUUUGGUUUUACGAAAAUAGUGUUUGUAACAGUGAAGUCGAUCACAAUCAUUCUAGAAUAAAUGUUUACUGUAAUCUCUGUGGCUAACGUUGAAAGGACUCUCAAGUUGAGUGGAUUGAAGUUAUGAGUAUGUAAACAACAUUUUGAAAAAAGCUAUUCUAGUCAUCCUCUGUGAAAACACUUUUCCUCAGUUGGUGCGUGAGUCGUGUCAAGGGAAGUCAAUGUCAGACGUUGUAAAAUCGAUAUUUCCAUCUUCAUGACGUGCAGUGGCCAGUUGUCAUCCGUUUGCAUCACAUGGAGCCCAUAGCAGCAAUAUUUUGUACAGUUUAGCUUUUAAGUUCAUUAUUAUUGCCUUUGUGGAUUAACACAACAUAGGCCUUUCACUUACUUUUUUCCACCUGUUCUGUUUUUAUUAUUUUCGAUUGUUGUGCUCCUACGAAUGUGUACAUAUGAUUAUAAAUACAUAUACAAAGAUAUAUAAAUAUAUUUUCCAUUUUAAUUGGAGAAUAUUAUUUUUAUUUGUUUUAUUUUUUUGCUGCUGGCAAGAAAUUAUUGCGAUCUACAUAAUUUACUGUACCAUAUCAAUGAUGUGUUAAAUGAGAUACAGCUAUAUUUAUGGUCCAUGAAUCAGAGCUGUGGCUUUGUAAGAUAUUCAAAAAUGAGAGAAAUGUGUCCAAUUGACUCUAGGCCUACAUGCAAAAUCAAUAGGGGUUCUUCCGACUGUCCAGCUGUGUUCGUGUUCGUGUUUUCAACGCCAUGUGCCCUCAUCUUAGGGAGAGUCUUUUACAGAGACAUAGCAUGUUUUAAAAAUGAAUAUGCAUAUCUGACGUGUAUUUAUGUAUAUCUGUGUAUAUUCAUCUAUUUAUACACGAUGAUAAAUAGAUGGCCUAUGUGUUUGGACUCGAUCUGAUUGAAUACAAAAAAAAUAAAGCCGUUCUGUCUGAA
Gadus morhua (Atlantic cod) is the source of this 4578-nucleotide messenger RNA. It is a transcript of the gene pip5k1ca, whose product is annotated as phosphatidylinositol-4-phosphate 5-kinase, type I, gamma a. Gene Ontology annotation, molecular function: 1-phosphatidylinositol-4-phosphate 5-kinase activity. The record is from RefSeq and is a predicted model, not a curated record. Gene Ontology annotation, cellular component: plasma membrane. The transcript has 18 exons. NCBI's taxonomy places the organism in Eukaryota, Metazoa, Chordata, Actinopteri, Gadiformes, Gadidae. The coding region runs from base 285 to 2495 and encodes 736 amino acids. Gene Ontology annotation, biological process: phosphatidylinositol phosphate biosynthetic process.